Molecule: messenger RNA, 3966 nt
Organism: Brassicogethes aeneus
Lineage: Eukaryota; Metazoa; Arthropoda; Insecta; Coleoptera; Nitidulidae
Source: the annotation of a GenBank genome assembly
AGGAAAAGAUUUGUUAGCAUAAUCCCUAUAUUAUAUAAUAAAACAUAAAUACUUAAAAAAAAUUAACAAUCACGUAGUAGUAAUUCUAAAGUAAUGGAUCACGGCAAAGAUGAAAAACGAAAGGCACAUCCGAAGGAAAAAGCCAAUAUAUUUUCUCUUUUAACUUUUUUUUACACAAGAAAAUUUUUUGGCAAAGCUUUAAAAAAUGACCUCCAGGAAAAAGAUUUGUAUAGUGUGCUGGAUAGUUGCAAUUCUAAGAGUCUAGGGGAUCAGGUGGAGUUGGCCUGGAAGAAAAUAGGCUCCGGAGGAAAAAAACCAUCGAUAGCGUUAUUAUUAUGGACAUGUUUUGGAAUACGUUUCAUGAUUUUAGGGCUCAUACUUGUUACAUGGAAAGUGAUGUACACAAUUGUGGAGCCCUAUUCAAUGAGUCAACUGAUAGGCUACUUUAAAGAGGGUCAGACGGAAAUAAGCAGACAGGAUGCAUAUUAUUACGGGUCAAUUUUGGUGGGAAUGAGCAUUGCACAGUUUUUAUUCCUUCACAAUUGGAUUUUGUGUAUGCAAACGCUCGCCAUUCAAAUUCGAACUGGGCUGUCGUCAUUAAUUUACAGAAAAGCACUGAAGUUAACUCCUUCCGCAAUGGCAAACGUCAAUUUCGGAAACAUUGUCACUUUAAUGACCAAAGACGUUGCAACGUUUGAGAGAGCCUCUUGGAUAAUUAACGAUUUUUGGAUAUGUACCACCCAAGCUCUAGUCACUUGUUAUUUGCUGUUUUUCAAAAUUGGUUGGGUUGCUUUUAUGGGGAUUGCUUGCAUGCUUCUUUUAAUCCCAAUUCAAUUGUUUUUGGGAAAGUUAAUAGGCCUAAUGUGGCUUAAUGUCGGUGCUAAGAUGGACGAAAGGCUGCAAGUAACUCAAGAAACAUUAUCGUCCAUUAAAAUUAUAAAAAUGUAUACAUGGGAAAAGUAUUUUUACGAUUUAGUUACGCUGGCAAGAAAAAAUGAAGUCGACUCUAUGCUAAAAGGAAAUUACCUGAAGUAUGCCCUACUGUUGGUCGGUGUUCUCGGAUCAAAGGUCUCGUUUUAUAUUUUAAUCAGAAACUUAUGGAUACACGAAAACGCUUCCCCAGAGCUCAUAUUUUACAUUGUAGCCUGUUAUAAAAAUUUAAAAUGGUCAAUGGAGUACUUGAUUCCAACCAGUUUGGCCCAAGCUUCUGUGCUGUACGCCAGCGCGAAAAGAAUUAAUUUGUUGCUGCAGGCGGAAGAAAUGAAAAAGGCGGAAGGUUCCGGUUCCGAUGAAAUAACAUCAGAACCGAAAGUCGAACUGAAAGGAGUUAUGGUAAAAAUCAAGGAUAUGAUCAUACUUCAAGACGUAUCUUUAAGCUUAAGCGCAGGAUUGACGCUGGUUACAGGCAACGUUGGCUCUGGAAAGAGUUCCCUUGUGAAGACAAUUUUGCAGGAUUAUCCAAAAGAUGCCGGGGGCCACUUGGUCACCUACGGAAGGAUUUCGUAUGCCUCGCAGGAUCCGUGGCUAUUUCCUUCUUCCGUUAAAAAUAACAUAUUAUUUGGUGAAAAGUUCGAUCCCGAGAGAUACGAGGAGGUAAUAAAUGUUUGCUCUCUCAAAUUUGACCUUGAUUGCUUGGAUAACGGUGACGAGACCAUAGUGGCCGACAGAGGAAUUAACUUGAGCAAAGGGCAACAGGCCAGAAUUAAUUUGGCUAGGGCUGUUUACAAGCAAAGCGAAAUUUACUUGUUGGAUGACUCGCUGACGGCUCUUGAUGCACACGUUCAAGACUUUAUAUUCGAAAAAUGCAUAAAAGGGUUCCUGAAGGGCAAGUUGGUAGUUUUGGUUACACAGAGACAUCAUCAUUUGAUGGAAGCGGACACUGUGGUGAUUAUGAGCAAUGGCACGAUCGAAUCGACCGGGCAACCAACCAAACAAUUGAUUGAACAGGUGAAACAAGCUAUGAGCGAAGACAAUGAAAUCGACGAAGGCGAAACCAAAGUGAUGCCAGUAAAAAACGAUUACGAAGUCAUUCAAAACGAGAAACUCGAGGUACCUGACAAAGAUACCCAACCCACAGAACAACACACUUUAAUCGAGGAAAGAAAUAAAAAAAUAUAUCACGAAGAAAAUAAGCAGGGCAGCGUGAAAUUUGGCGUUUAUAAUAAAUAUAUUCAAUUUGGAGGAGGAUAUUUUGUUUUCCUCGGUAUUAUAGUUGCAUUCACUGCUGCACAAUACACUGAAAGUUAUUCGGACAAACUUUUGAGCUCCUGGGUUGAUUAUACACCGAAAUUGUUGAUUUGUCAAGAACUUUUAAAUGCCAGCACCAAUGCAUCAGAAUGUGCCGGAAUCGAAAAGGAUAGUACAUUUACUUUUAACUUGUUUAGCUUGAUGCUGAUAAUUUCGGUGGCAUUACAGAUAAUAAGGACUUAUUGCCUGUUGAAUUUUGCCAGGGUGGCUUCUUUUUGCAUACACAAAGCCAUGACACACUCUAUUAUAAAUGCGGUCAUGUAUUUUUUUGAUUCGCACUUUAUUGGCAAUAUCAUUAACAGAUUUUCGCAAGAUUUAAACAAUUUGGACGAAGUGGUCCCCAGUGUGCUACGUGAAUGCUUUGGGAUUUUGUUUACCAUUGGAGGAAUCGUAUUUAUAUUGGCAAUGAUAAACUGGAGAUUUUUUUUGGCAGCUAUAAUAUUUGGGAUAAUAAUAGUUGUGCUAAAAAAACUGUAUAUACCAGCAGGACGAAGUUUAAAAAGAUUAGAGUCAUCAACUCGAAGUCCUAUAAUGGGCCAUUUAAACGCAUCAAUGGAAGGCCUAACAACCAUAAGGGCUUUUAAACAGCAACGUAUUUUAAAAGACGAAUUUGAUCGUCAUCAGGAUCUCUUUACGUCAGCUCACUACACUUUACACUGUUCAAAUCGAGCAUUAGAUUUUGCUAUGGACUUUUUGAGUACAAGUUUAAUAACAAUUGUUAUAUCCAGGUUUAUGUUCUUCAAUUCCGGGGAAAGUGCCGGUGAGGUUGGAUUAGCCAUUACUCAGGUGUUUAUAUUGGCCGGCCAGGUCCAAUGGGGCAUACGGCAAUGGGCCGAGCUGGAAAACCAGAUGACAGGGAUGGAACGUGUUAUGGAAUACACGGAAAUUAAGCCAGAAAACGGGUCUGGUCAAUCGCCGCAAGAUUGGCCCAAACACGGAGCGGUACAAUUCAAAAAGGUUUCUCUAAAAUAUCGAAACACGCACGAGGCAGUCUUAAAGGAUCUGAAUAUAGAGGUGAAAGCCGGGGAAAAGGUCGGGAUCGUGGGACGCACCGGGUCCGGAAAAUCUUCCAUUAUUUCGACCCUGUUCAGAUUGUACGACAUCGAAGGCUCCAUCGAUAUCGAUGGGGUGGACAUAAAAACCGUUUCGCUGACGCAACUUAGAAAAAGCAUCGCCAUCAUUCCUCAAGAUCCGGUUUUGUUUAGGGGCACGAUAAGAUCAAACAUCGACCCGUUAAACAUGUUUAAAGACGAACAAAUAUGGGAGGCGAUUGGAAAAGUUAAAAUUAAGGAUAUGAUUCCGAGCCUUGAUAUGCCGAUCAAAGAAAGCGCAACAAACUUCAGUUCGGGACAACGGCAGCUCGUUUGUCUUGCCAGAGCGAUUAUUAGGAAAAAUAAAAUUGUCGUUUUGGAUGAGGCGACAGCAAACAUGGACUCAGAAACAGAAGCCUUGUUGAACAACACUAUCAAGGAGAUUUUCAAAAAUUGUACCGUAUUCACUAUAGCUCACAGAUUGCACUCAAUUAUUGAAUGCGACAAGGUCUUGGUACUUGACAGGGGAAACGUGCUUGAGUACGAUCAUCCAAAGACAUUACUGAAAAACAGGGAGGGUUCUUUCUCGAAAAUGGUUCAGCAGUCUGAUUUACACGUGGACGAAUGAUUUUAUAAUUGUUUUAUUAACGUAUGUAUGACUGGGCCAAAAAAAUCAACUUUUUUUUUU